AUAUAGCGCUGACUUUAACAGUUAUUUACAUAGGGCUGUACAAGCUUUUAUUACAGGAGUAAUAACCCAAUAAAAGCUUUAUAAAAGAAAAAACUUUACAUAACAAAAACUUUUAUCACAAGAGGAAUAAUAAAAAGAAAACACUUUAUAUAAAAAAACAAUACCCACUGGCCACAAGCCACAACCACAAUCGGGACAAAAAAGAUAACAUGAUUAAAUAAAAUUUAAAAGAAAAAAGAAGGAAAAAAGGUAACUUUGGGUGUGACAAGAAGUUUUCUUCUGUUUGGUCUGACUAUUCCCUAUGGUCAACGGUGGUAUUGAGAGCCAUUUACAAGCUUCGACACAGAAACCCAGAUUGGAUAAUGAUGUCUGUUGCUUAUUUUCCCUGUCUUUCGUCUUCUUCUUCUUCUUCUUCUUCUUCUUCUUUAAGCUUAAUCUUUCUCAGCUUCUUCUUCUCUUCUUGUUCUCGCCAUGAUUGACGAGAAGAUGAGAUCUAAAUCCACCUGUCUCCUUGUGAGACCAGUACACAUGGUUCUCUUCCUCCUCCUUUAUGUUCUUUCCCUCUCUGUCUUUUUAUUUACAGUUUCAGAGGCUGUCUGUAAUCUCCAAGAUCGAGAUUCUCUCCUUUUGUUCUCCGGCAACGUAUCAUCUUCAGUCUCUCCUUUGCAUUGGAAUUCGUCCACUGAUUGUUGCUCCUGGGAAGGAAUCUCCUGCGAUGAUUCUCCCGAAAAUCGAGUCACUUCGAUUCUUUUGCCCUCCAGAGGACUCUCCGGCAAUCUCCCGUCGUCUGUUUUGGAUAUCCGUCGUCUCUCUCAACUUGACCUUUCCCGUAACCGUCUCUCUGGUCCUCUCCCGCAAGGUUUCUUCUCCGCUCUUGAUCAGCUCACGGUUCUUGAUCUUAGUUACAACAGUUUCAAUGGUGAACUGCCACUUGAACAAUCAUCUGGCAGUGGAAGCAACCGAAACUUCCCAAUUCAGACCGUUGAUCUCUCCAGCAAUCUUCUUGAGGGAGAAAUACUCGGCGGUUCUGUUUUUCUUCAGGGUGCUUUCAAUUUGACCAGUUUCAAUGUCAGCAACAACAGCUUCACGGGUCCAAUCCCUUCCUUCAUGUGCACAAAUUCACCUCAGCUCACCAAAUUGGAUUUCUCUUAUAACGAUUUCACCGGCGAUAUCUCUCAAGGAUUAGGCAGAUGCUUGAGGCUAAGUGUUCUUCGGGCAGGCUUCAACAAGCUCUCUGGUGAGAUCCCAAAAGAAAUCUACAACCUUUCUGAGCUGGAGCAACUCUUUUUACCAGUGAACCAUCUUUCUGGAAAGAUUGAUGAUGGGAUUACUCGUCUCACCAAACUGAGAUUGCUUGAGCUUUACUUCAAUCACCUCGAAGGAGAAAUACCAGCGGAUAUAGGUAAGCUUUUCAAUCUGCGCAGCCUCCAGCUCCAUAUCAAUAACCUCACAGGUUCUGUCCCGGUUUCUCUUGCCAAUUGCACAAAACUUGUGAAGUUGAUUUUACGGGUUAAUCGGCUGGGAGGAGCUUUAUCGGAGCUAGACUUUUCUCGUUUUCAGAGCCUCAGCGUUCUGGACCUUGGAAACAACAGCUUCAUCGGCGAUUUCCCCUCGACGGUUUACUCCUGCAAAAAGCUCACAGCAAUGAGGUUUGCAGGCAACAAGUUAACGGGACAGAUAUCCCCGCAAGUACUGAAAUUGGAGUCCCUGUCGUUCUUUACAUUUUCAGACAAUAACAUGACGAACAUUACAGGCGCUAUCAGCAUUCUGCAAGGCUGCAGGAAGCUGUCUACUCUCAUCAUUGCAAAGAAUUUUUACGACGAAACAAUACCAAGCAACGAAGACUUUCUUGCGUCAGAUGGGUUUCCAAGUCUCCAAAUAUUCGGUACGGGUGGAUCCAGAUUGAAAGGUAAAAUACCAGCUUGGCUGGUCAAGCUCAAGAGCGUAGAAGUUAUGGACCUGUCACUAAAUCGACUCGAGGGGUCGAUUCCCGGUUGGCUAGGAACUCUUCCAAACCUCUUUUACUUGGAUCUUUCUGAUAACCUUCUUACAGGAGAGCUUCCAAAGGAAUUGUUUCAGCUGAGGGCUCUGAUGUCCCAAAGAGCAUACGAUGCAACAGAGCGGAGCUAUCUAGAGCUUCCUGUCUUUAUCAGUCCUGAUAAUGUCACCAUCACUCAGCAAUACAAUCAGCUUUCCAGCCUCCCACCUGCGAUAUACAUCAGAAAGAAUAAACUGACCGGGAGUAUACCGAUCGAGGUUGGACGGCUAAGGGUUCUCCAUGACUUGGAGUUUUUGCAAAACAAUUUGUCUGGCAGUAUCCCAGAUGAAUUGUCAAACCUCACAAACUUAGAGAGGCUUGACCUGUCCAACAACAGUCUAUCUGGUAGAAUCCCUUGGUCGCUCACUGGCCUCCAUUUUAUGUCCUAUUUCAAUGUUGCAAACAAUACUCUCAGUGGGCCGAUACCCACAGGGAGUCAGUUCGAUACCUUCAAAAAAGCAUAUUUUGAAGGAAACCCAUUGCUCUGCGGUGGUGUACUGCUAACCCCCUGCACAACUCCAACUCCACACUCUACAACAAAGGUGGAUAAAAAGGUCAACAGACCACUUGUUUUGGGGCUUGUCAUUGGGCUGUUUUUUGGCGUCAGUUUGAUUUUGGUGCUGCUCGCUCUGUGGGUGAUGUCGAAGAGGAGGGUAAAUCCAGGAGACUCUGAGAACGCCGAACUGGAGAUAAACUCCAACGCCUCGUACUCUGAAGUUCCUCCAGGUUCGGAGAAAGACAUAAGCCUCGUGCUGCUGUUUGGAAACAGUAGAUACGAAGUUAAAGACCUGACUAUAUUUGAGCUCUUGAAAGCUACCAACAACUUCAGCCAAGCUAAUAUAAUUGGCUGCGGCGGGUUUGGCCUUGUCUAUAAGGCUAUCUUGGAUAACGGGACGAAACUGGCGGUUAAAAAACUCACAGGAGACUAUGGUCUGAUGGAGAAAGAAUUCAAGGCAGAGGUAGAAGUUCUGUCCAGGGCCAAACAUGAAAACCUGGUCGCUCUACAAGGUUAUUGCGUCCAUGAUAGCGCACGUAUACUUAUUUACUCGUUCAUGGAGAACGGAAGUCUUGAUUAUUGGCUGCAUGAAAAUCCCGAGGGUCCAGCCCAACUGGAUUGGCCAAAAAGACUUCACAUUGUCAGGGGGGCAAGUUGUGGACUAGCAUACAUGCACCAGAUAUGUGAACCACACAUAGUGCACCGAGAUAUCAAGUCCAGCAACAUCCUUUUGGAUGGAAAUUUCAAGGCGUACCUGGCAGAUUUCGGGUUGUCAAGAUUGAUCCUUCCAUAUCGCACCCAUGUUACAACUGAGCUUGUGGGCACAUUGGGUUACAUUCCCCCAGAGUAUGGACAAGCAUGGGUAGCCACUUUGAGAGGUGACGUGUACAGUUUUGGUGUCGUCAUGCUCGAGCUUCUCACUGGGAAAAGACCAAUGGAGGUUUUCAGGCCAAAGAUGUCGAGAGAAUUGGUCGCGUGGGUUCAUCAGACGAGAAGGGAAGGGAAACCAGAGGAGGUUUUUGAUCCAUUGCUGCGGGAAAGUGGUAAUGAAGGAGAGAUGCUUCGUGUGCUUGACAUAGCCUGCAUGUGUGUGAACCAAAAUCCUAUGAAAAGACCAAACAUCCAACAAGUUGUUGACUGGCUUAAAGACAUAGAAACGGAGAACACAAACCAAAGUAACAGAGGAGAACCCGAAGAAGAGACAUAACUGUGUGCCUUUUUCUACUUUCAUCAUUAAAAAAACACACAUCUGCAUAAGUAAAUAUAUACACUUAUUUUUUUCUUGUCAAAUGCAUAUCUUAACCAUCAUUUCCAUGUAAAUUAUAUUUUGAUGGUAACAGAAGCUUUGAUAAUGUAAAGAACAUGAAAUUUUGCA
This is a messenger RNA of Eutrema salsugineum, 3909 nucleotides long. RefSeq names its product tyrosine-sulfated glycopeptide receptor 1. The transcript has a single exon. Gene Ontology annotation, molecular function: protein binding; ATP binding; protein kinase activity. NCBI's taxonomy places the organism in Eukaryota, Viridiplantae, Streptophyta, Magnoliopsida, Brassicales, Brassicaceae. Bases 472 to 3741 code for a protein of 1089 amino acids. Gene Ontology annotation, biological process: protein phosphorylation. The record is from RefSeq and is a predicted model, not a curated record.